Pocillopora verrucosa is the source of this 1550-nucleotide messenger RNA. The record is from RefSeq and is a predicted model, not a curated record. NCBI's taxonomy places the organism in Eukaryota, Metazoa, Cnidaria, Anthozoa, Scleractinia, Pocilloporidae.
GUUCUCUGCAAGCAGCAACAGUUUUGAAUGAUUUUAUCAGGCAAGAGUUGUCCUUUACGCAGGCGGAUACUCAUCUAACGAGCUGAUCUUCAACGCAAAGGGAUCAAACAAACAUAAUUGGUUCGGUUUCAAUCGACUGAAGAACGAACCCUGGUCUGAUAUCCGAACAGAAUCGCUGACCUUAUUGUUAUCGCUCCAAUUCCCGAAUAUUUAUUAUCAACAGCGUGUACAAUGGAUGUCCUGCGGAUGAUGAAUUGAUGGUGGCGGAAGAAUCGAAGUGAACCACAACAGAUAGGAACUGUCUUCCACAGGAACAAAUGGGUAACAUAUCAGAGGGUGCAUGUUAUUUUGCUCGCAUAAUUCGAGUUGGGUAUGAGAAGAUACUCGGCUGCCAAUUUACUUAUAUCUAGAAUCUUGAGCAGAUGAGAUGAGUUGCUGGCCGUACAUAUAGAGUAGAUUUCAGCGACUGAAGCUACGACUAGAAGCUUCCUUUACAGAACUGCCUGGGAAUAUAUUUGAUUGACAGUGUGUUCCGGUUUUGGUUUGUAUGAAAACUCAACAGCAAAACGACAAUCGUUUAGAAGUGUCCUUCCCGAAGAAUUGAGUCAGAACACACCCAAGUUGAAAACUUAUACCUGUUCACACCCAUUCUUCAUUGGUUUCAAACUGCGUGAUUUCAGACUUGUGGAAUCUUUGGAAAAGGAUCGUUGAAACUUCAAGAAGAUUCACGAUAUUUGCUAAACAUGAGAAACUUGGUCAUUUUGUUGAUUUUCGUGAGCUGUACAUUGUCUGUGGCGGCUGCUUGUAAGGAUAAAGACAAACGUUGUAAACUCUGGGCAUUGACCGGUGAAUGCAAAAAAAAUCCAAAGUACAUGGUGAUCAAUUGCCCCAAAAGUUGCAAAAUCUGUCCAGCUUGCGAGGAUGAAAACAAACGUUGUAAACUCUGGGCAUUGACCGGUGAAUGCAAAAAAAAUCCAAAGUACAUGGUGAUCAAUUGCCCCAAAAGCUGCGGAGUCUGUCCAGCUUGCGAGGAUAAAAACAAACGUUGUAAACUCUGGGCAUUGACCGGUGAAUGCGGAAAAAAUCCAAAGUACAUGUUGUUCCAUUGCUCCAAAAGUUGCGGAGUCUGUCCGGCUUGCGAGGAUAAAAACAAACGUUGUAAACUCUGGGCAUUUAACGGUGAAUGCGUAAAAAAUCCAAAGUACAUGCUGUUCAAUUGCCUCAAAAGUUGCGGAGUCUGUCCAGCUUGCGAGGAUAAGCACAAACAUUGUAAAUUCUGGGCAUUGACCGGUGAAUGCGGAAAAAAGUAUAUGCUGUCCAAUUGCUCCAAAAGUUGCGGCAACUGUUAGAAUCGAAGUGAAACACAUCUAACCUGUCUUCCUCCGGAUCAGAUGGAUAAGAUUUGAGGCAGUAGUCUUAUUUUGCCAGCAUAAUUUGGAUUGGGUGAAGGAAAAUGCUGGGUUCCUAAUGUAAGGGUUUUUCUUUCGCUGUGCUUAUUGUAGAAUUUCAAGCCUCGUUAUCUGGAAAAUAAAACAAAUGAUUAACUCAAA